ACAGAACAAUCAGUUUGUGUUUGGUUGUUCUCGAGAUCGUUAGCCACGGUUUUAUCAGUUUUAUCCCUUUGUUCAGAUUUUUGAAUUUUUUGAGCGCGAAGUUUCGCGCCGUGUUUCAUCUGUUAGAAAUCAGGUAUGAUUCCAAUGCAAAACGAUUUCGUUCUUUUGUGUUUCGUUUCAGAUUGGCUGCGAGUGUGAAAUUUGAGGAUUACAUCAAUACCCAUUCUCUCUCCCGUCAUUUAUCCUAAUUCCUAUCCCGGAUUUUAUAUGCAAAUAUAGAAUCCUUAAAUGAUUGUGUAAAGAGUUUAUCGUGAAGUUUUCUAAGAAACCAAACGAAGAUUCGAACAAUCCGAAAAAGUUGUUGGUCUACGAUUGGAGCGCGAAUAAUUAAAAAAAACGGAUGACAAUGUGCGGAUAAAAGAUUAUAUCGGACAAAAGCGCUUAAAUCACGGUCACCACUUGAAAGAUGAUGAAUGUAUCGUGCAUACAGUGAUCAUCGUUAUAUGACUGCUAAAAGGUUGGCUGGCAUUCAAUAUCAGUGAUCGAUUGAGUUAUCUCAACGUGGAAGAAGUUAGCUGUGGAUGGAUUAAACUGGAUGGAACUCUUGGAUAGUGGCAAUCGUUCAGCAACAUUCGUGCGCAGGUGGAAUCGAGCAUCAAAAUUCCACCUGAAUUAGGAUACGUCACCAAGGGGUUGGUAACAGACAUAUCUCCUUGAAAAAUGGUAUGUAUCACAGCAAUUUGCACAGACGAGGAAGUGGACAUCCUUUGUAGGUGACAUAUUAUCUAUAGUGUUGUAUGGAAUAUUUAUAAAAAGCACCAAUCGACCUCCCGAAAUAUAACCAUUGUAAAUUUAUUAGAUAACUGAAAACAACAAUGAUACAAAAUAAUAAAUAUAUUAACAUAUUAAUCUUUCUCGUAUAAACUAUGAAUUGAUUUAUUUUAAAUAUAUUUCAUUCAAUUUAUAUUGUAUACACAAUGUCAGAAUUUAUCAUUGUACCACAUGCUUUCGCGAUACAAAUAUAUUCCAAUGAAAGUUUCGAAUGGAACAAUCGUUCUAUUUUAUCAAUUGUCUGCAUGAUAUGCAUGCCGCAUGUUAUCGAGACGAAUAUUUCCGUAUAGUAUUUGACAUUUUGUUAUCAUGUUACAGUCCUGAUGAAAAUGACAUUGAUUUGGCGGAUAUCCAUAGUUCGAUUGCCGAUGGCGAGGAACCCGAAACUCUAGAUCUACGCCAACAGCCGGCAGCUUCUUUGGAAAGCCAGCCACUGGAAUAUAAGGUGGAGCCAUCCUGUCGAAAACGUCCGAGAAAUCCAGUUGAUAAUAGUCAAUACUACCAUCAAGAUGAGCUGGAAAACUAUCGGAAACGUCACAAACUUAACAUGCAGCAUUACUACGAUGAAGCGUAUUAUGCGGCAGAAAAAAAGAUGCGGAAUCCUUUCUUGGAUGAAUCCUUGAUGAAGCCCUUGGAUACGUUCGAGAACUAUGCCAGGGGGUCGAUGAAUCCAAUAAACUAUACUCUCACUGCAGAGGCCAUAAACAGACGCAUUCGCAGCACAUUGGGUCUGGAGGAUGACUCAUCGGCGAACUUUGACCGGCAAAGAUCACCUUCGAACGAGGAGUGCUGUACGGCAAAUCAAGACUGGCUAAUGAGAAGAGGUCCUUACGUCGGAAAUCAGUUCACCAUAGCGUCAUCCCAGAUUGACAUCAGUCCAUCAUCAUUCGCUCACGACGAUAACAAUAACGUCGAUAAAAAACUUUUUCAAUAAACUGUAUUGCUAACACAUGUUAAAAAUGGUUUGCCAUUGUCGUUGACCGCAAAAUAAUCGUUUUGAUAAACUCUGACAACGUGGAUCAUAUUUUGCAUGAGGUUAUACACGAUAUAAUCUGCAAACAAAAUUCGAAAUUUACUGAGAAAUAUUCAAGCCUGAUGCAAACGUGAAUCAAACAAAAUUGUAGUAAGACUUAGGAUGUCAAUCAGUGCCAACAUAAAAUGUUAGAACACACUAUCAGAUUUCGAAAAUUGGAACCACUGAAUUAUAAAAGAAAGUGAGGUGGUAUGAGGAGGAUAUAAAAUAAUUAGACUGAUUAGAUAAUGUGUGCGAGUACUCAAUCAAAUUCAUGUAGAAAAUAGAAGGGAUCGAUAAUACUUUCUAAAAAUUACACUGAUAUGAGCUAGCGUAUAAACUUUUCCCAAGGAAUGAAAAUGAAACGAAAUGAAAGUAUCUUUGAAAAUAUAUUCCAACUGAACCCAA
Toxorhynchites rutilus septentrionalis is the source of this 2251-nucleotide messenger RNA. RefSeq lists its product as uncharacterized. The transcript is spliced from 2 exons. The record is from RefSeq and is a predicted model, not a curated record. Bases 1043 to 1765 code for a protein of 240 amino acids. NCBI's taxonomy places the organism in Eukaryota, Metazoa, Arthropoda, Insecta, Diptera, Culicidae.